This is a messenger RNA of Thermochaetoides thermophila DSM 1495, 3393 nucleotides long. RefSeq lists its product as uncharacterized. Gene Ontology annotation, molecular function: protein binding. Bases 1 to 3393 code for a protein of 1130 amino acids. Lineage: Eukaryota; Fungi; Ascomycota; Sordariomycetes; Sordariales; Chaetomiaceae. Gene Ontology annotation, biological process: positive regulation of DNA-templated transcription. The record is from RefSeq and is a predicted model, not a curated record. The transcript is spliced from 6 exons. Gene Ontology annotation, cellular component: mediator complex.
AUGGCCCUUCUAAUGGAGGGCGGCGACCCGAUGAGCGUGGACGGCUCCUCCACCAUGCCAGCCCACAUGCGGGUCAUGCCCGACAUGGGCAUCACCGGCGCCCCCAUGACGCUCGACGAUGUCGACCUCUUCGGCGAUGCCGUCAUGAACAACGCUCUCGACGCUCUUCCCCCGGCGCCUGGGCACCCUCCACCCAGUCGGGCCCUACAGCGCCGUAUUGCUGAGCUGCGUGCCCGCGGCUGCUGCCAGGGCAUCGCGUGGUCGCGGCAGGGGACUAUCGCGUCGAUUUCGGCGGAUGGGAUGUCCAUCGAGUUGAGGUUCUUGCGCACGAACCCAGAAAACGGCGACUGGGAGCUGACCGAUGCGGCGCUCUCGUUAUCCGUGGCACUGGUACCCGCCUCAUCGCCCAGUGCGACGUCGAGUUCUGGAUCAGGGACGUCAAAUACGACGGUUAUCUCGGCCGGCGCGCCGUUCGUUCAUCUCGCGUGGGCUCCGAGCGUGCAUACCUCGUCGUUCGAGCUGGCCGCGAUCGAUGCGCUGGGUCGGAUCACCAUCUUCCUGUUUACGCAGAAUAUCAAUAAGCCGUACCUGUCGAGGAAGUGGGAUACCGAUCCGGUUGAUGAUUUACACGCUGUGGUUGGGUGCUACUGGCUACCACUUCCGUUUAAUGUCUCCUACGUGGCCAACUGGGUGCAAACAGACUACCGCUAUGAGCCGAUUCUGUCGCCGGCCUGGGGCCCGAUUCACCCGAACCACACCAAGAGCGCCCUGGUCUGCGUCACCACCAACGGCCUGCUCAAGAUGCUCUUUCCGCAGAAUAACAAUCGCAUCGAAGAGACAUCUAUCGAACUGGAGAGCGUGACCGCGUCGGAUGAUCUCAUCACCCAUGCGGCCAUCGGAGCUGAUAGGAACACGCUGCUGAUUGCCCUCGCCAUGGGCUCCAAACAACUGCGCGUCGUGCGUGUCGGCAUCCAAUGGGGCCUGCCGCAGGUCGAUAAGCAGCAAAUGCCCCCUAGCGUACCGCUGCGUCCAUCGCUGCGCGAAAGCCGCGUGGCCGUGACGACGCUGCUCGACCCGGAGCAGCAGCAGUCUGAUGGCGAUGCUCCCAUUGCUCAGCUAACUCACCUCGAGAUCCUGCCGUCACCACUCGGCGAGACGCCGCAGACCGUGCUGCCGCCGGUGAUUUUGGCUGUGCGUUCCUACCUGCCGCAGGAGGGUUCGCUGUAUGCUGCUCACCAAGAGCCAUUUACGGUGAUCGAUCGCUGGGAGCUGUUCACUGAUCAGCCGAAGGCGUUUCACCCGGCUUUUGAGCAGCUGGGGGCGAAGAAUAGCGCUAGUUCACAGCCAUCGGCCAUGCAAACCCUUCGCAAGCUGGACCCCGUCGUGAUCCCCGGGAAGGUCGUAGUGACGGUCAACACGCUGCAGUUUGGCCGCGUCGUGUGCUUCGGGUUCAGCGACGGCACAUUACAGUACCGGGAUAGGUUCACCAUGAACGAGGUCUACACCGAGCAGGCCACGACGAAUAUUACCAGCCCCCUGCAGGUGGGCUUCCAGUGGGAGACUGAAGGACCAUGCCUGCAAAUGGCAUUCGCGCCCACAAACUGUUCCUUCGUCCAGGUAUCGGAAGAUGGCUCCGUCAAAUGGGUCAAGCUGCGCUACCCAGUUGAUGAUCCAAACAUGACGCUGCAAGGCCCCAAGCUCAAAGCCGUCGCCGCAUCGCUAGCAGUCGCCUCGGUCGGCGCUAACAUCGCCGGCCCCAACAUCCACAACCACUGCGACGACGUCAUGGCCAUCGCUCGGCCCCUGGCCAAGAAGUUCAAGGACUUUCCCACGGCUUGGGUGCGCGAGUUCGUCACCAUGUUCAAGAUCACCGUCGACUACUCCGAAGAAGCCCACCACGACCAGCUGAUGCGUAAUUCCUUGCUCCAAUUCUGCCUCUCCAUCCUCAACCAUUUCGGCUUCAACGGCGACUUCCAGCCGCGCACCUUCAGCGGUAAAUUCGCCAACUUGGCGUUGGCCGUGCGUAACAUUGUUGUGUUGAUCACCAUCGCGUCUAAUGCGCCAAAUACGAUCAAGGAGAAGCUUAGCCCGCUUGAUGAGCCCGAGGUCGUGGAUGCUUUGGCCUCGUGCGCAAAAUGGGGGUUUGAUCUACUUGCUUGGCUGACAGAUCGUCUGCUGGCGUUGUCGACGGACCAGACUAUCAAGGCGAUGCUCGCAGACCAGAAACGCUUCCCCGACCUGGCGCGAUACUUACACUCCAAAAACGACGUCUCCCUGCACCUGCUUCUGUGUUCCUCUACUAGAGGCCUUCUCUCUGCCGUCUGUCGCCGCCUCCAAGUCGUUGAGAGCCUGGCGCACCGCGCUACCGUGUACUACGAGUCGCGGUACGCGGUAGAUCCGGCGGCUGCUGCACAAAAGACCCUCCCUCCAUUAUAUCAUGCCUACGUAAAAAUGCAGCGAGUCGUGACCGCCUCCCUCGUCAAAGCCUCCGACUUUGACAAGCUCCUCACCGCUCUCAGCCGUGACAUUCAAACCGCCUACAUCCAAACCUUCUCUGGCGUAGCCACGCAGAUCCGACAGCACGCCUCCGGCUCCGGCGGCCAGCCCCUCACCGAACAACAGCAGCAGCAGUGCAACGAGCAGUUCAUUAAAAAAGCCCAAUCCCACGUCGAGUUGGACAUGUUACUAGGCCAGAACCCGCCGCCAGGGUUCAGAGAAGUCCUGGCCUGUUUUUUUGGCAACAUUUUCCCGGCUUUCCGUGCCACGGUCGAUCCGAGGAGCGUGUUCUUUGCGGAUUGGUCCUUGCUGGAGGAAAUUGUGGCUGAGGAUGAGAGGACGUUGAAGAGAAGACGCGAGGGAGGCGGGAGAUAUGUGGAUGUUUUUAAGAGGGUUGAGCUGUGCGGAAGGGGGCAGGUCCUGCCUAGGGGGAGGAUUGUGGCUUCUGUGAAAACAGAAAGAGCAGAGGCGGUCCCGAUGGUGCCUUCACAGAGUCAGUCCUCGCACCAAGCUGCCAGUCAGGCACAAGGGCAGCAGUCUCAACAGCAACAGGGCGCGACCCCCGCUCCAAACGCAACUCCCUCCGUCCCUAUAUCUCAACUUAACCCCCCUACAGGUCCGACCCAGCCACCUAACUCCUCUGGCAAUACUGCCAAUGCCAAUCCCAACACGGGAACGAACGCCAAUACCUUAGGUGGUAGUGUUCCAGGGCUGCAAGGGUUCGUCCCCGUGACGGCUAACCUGGCCGUAAAUGCCAGCCAGUGGAGGAGGUGUGUAAGGUGUGCGGCAGUCAUGGAGGAUGUGUGGGGGCAGAGGCCGGGGUUUACGUUUGUGUUGACGCAGCAGAGACGAUGUGCCUGUGGUGGGGGGUGGGGGUUGGUUCCGAGAGGAGAUUAG